UGGCCACUGCCUUUUAUAACCCGGGGCUGCCUUGCUAUGGGAGGGUUAGUAUCGGCGAGGAACAGGCGAGGGAACAUUUGUUGAAACAAACACCGAUUGUAAUUUCACCGCGAUCAAACCACCUGGGGCGGAACAGAAACAAAGUCACCUAGACACAGAGAGAAGGAAUCGCUGCCGUCUGACCUGCCUUGUUUCCAGAAGUGGCCUCUCAGUUCAUUACGCUCAGCAUGGGAUCGGCUGCUAUAACAUUGGGAUGUGUUCUCAUUUGCCUUCACUGCAGGCUAUCUUCAGGUGCUUUGUUGAAACCCGUCACAAAUGUCAAGUGGAAAUCGUUCAAUUUCGACACAUUACUAGAAUGGCAGAAAACUUCGGAAGACGUGACAUACACUGUGAGAGUCAGUGGCAUUAAUUCUAACUGGAUUAAAAAGCCUGAAUGCACCCGGAUACAAACAACAAGAUGUGACCUGACUAACGUGUUGCAGAAUGUGUCCGACACCUACACUGCAGAGGUACUGAGCUACCCUCCCGGUGACACAGAGGAAAACGAAGACCCUCCUGUCGCCAAAUCACCUCCAAUCCAGCUCUUAAAGGACACCGUGAUUGGACGACCAAGUUUCACAGUCACCCGAAAAAACACUACGGAAAUUCAACUGAAAAUAGACGAUCCUAACACACACAUCCGCUUUUUAAAUCGCACUCGAAAAACACUACGGGAUAUCUAUGGGUCUGAGCUCGAGUACAAAGUGUUUUAUUGGAAGGACCGCACAAGUGGCAAGAAAACUAAAAUUGCAAAAGAGCAAGUGAUAGUAAUGGAUGUUGACCCUGGCGUUAGUUACUGUUUCUCCAUUCAACCCCAUAUCAUAUCACCGUAUAAGAAUGGCCAAGAAAGCAAGAUCAUAUGCUCAUCCUCUGAAGAUCGUUCUCCUUUUGAAGAUUUCGGCAUCGGUGCCUAUGCUUUGAUGGCACUCGGAGUCCUGCUGCUCAUCGUGGUGGUGGUCGGGAUAACGGUGUACAUGUGCCGCCGAAAGGCUCCCCACACCCUCGCUGAAGCCAAUCCUCUAACGGCUUAGACCCAACGUGGAGGACCUGGGAUUUUUUUAGCAGAACCGGCCGUUGUUCCAGGAGCUGGGGGCAGGGUUUUCCUACCCUGAUGGUCAGAAGCAAAAUGUUUCUUUGUGCAUUCACGCCUUACAGUACGCAGCCGACCCUUCCCAGCUGGACGGGGGAAAAGAAAGAUUUGUUUCUGUGAAACUCUAGGAUUUAUCCAGGUACUAAACACAUGCAGAACGGUUUCUGCAAUCUUCUAAAGCACUAAUAAGGAAACUCUCGAUGACUGAUAAGGCACUUUCAUAUAUUAUUCUCUGUUGGUUUCUGGGUUGUACUGUGAUGCUGUGAAACUUACAGAUGUUGUAAAUGUAUUUAAUAACUAAAUCUUAAUUAUUUUUUAUUCGCAAUGACGGGGCACCUUAAGGAAUCUUUUGUAUAUUGGUGUUUAUUUAUCUCAAAUAUCUUUCAAAGGGGAAUUUAUCUUUUGUAUGAGUAUUUUAAAACUUUUUUUAUUAAAAAAAAAAACUGACGGUACUUAAUAAAUGAUGGUGACGGGAACAAUGAAAA
Molecule: messenger RNA, 1614 nt
Organism: Leucoraja erinaceus (little skate)
Lineage: Eukaryota; Metazoa; Chordata; Chondrichthyes; Rajiformes; Rajidae
Gene: f3a
Product: coagulation factor IIIa
Exons: 6
Coding region: 228-1070 (280 amino acids)
Biological process (GO): blood coagulation
Cellular component (GO): membrane
Molecular function (GO): protein binding
Source: RefSeq, a predicted model, not a curated record